AUGAGCACGAGUACAGCUCCGUCGUCGGCAUCGUCAGACGCCGACUCACUCAAUCACGACGAAAAUCCAAUCAAAGCGGUGAUCUUUGAUUACGGAGAGGUGAUGUGGAUGCAGUCGCGGAAUGUGCAUGUUUAUAGAAGUAAGGGACAGAGUUUGCAAGGCCUACAGAACGUUGACAGCUUUCAGAAAUCGAAGAGAACAACAAACUGUUCGAUAACUCAUUGAUCCCGACGCUGGUGAGUAAGGAGCUGGCUCACAUUCUGCCGAAAGGGUUUCAAGAAGACUUGCUCACUGGAAUAUACACAGCGAAAGAUUUUGAUAGGCUUUUUCUGACAGCUUACAAUCGGAAGGUUAGUUUUUUGCUGAACACUUACUGAAACUGACUGAUAUUAGAGAUGAACGCCGCUUUCGUCCAAAAUUUUAUAAAAUUUCGAGAUUCAUCUAGUGAAUAAUGUAUAACAGCAUGUCCAGCAGACAUAUCCUCAUUAAAGUUGCAUUUCAGUACGGCUCUCAAGUAGAAAAGCUCAAGUUUUUCUCAGCGACGGAAUACGACAACGACGCUGUCUACGUAAGUGUCUCUUUCCCACAUUUGUCGCCUCACCCACUCCAUUCUUCUUCAAGGAAGAGGCCGUCUUGACAGCAUGCCGAAAGCUUCGAGAAAAAAGAAUAAAAACUAUUUUGAUGCUGGACACAUACCACGUGGACGAAAAGAGGAACGGACGACGCAUUCCCAACAUGGAUAAGUACUUUGACUUUGUCAUCGAAUCCUGCAAAGAGGGUGUCAAGAAACCCGAUCCUCGCUUCUAUCAAAUAGCGUUGGAUCGUGCGGAUUUGACUCCAGAAGAAGUCAUCUACGUGGAUGACUCGAAGAUCAAUUGUGAAAGUGCGGCGGUGCUAGGAAUGCGGUACAUUCAGGUGUUCAACAGUAUGGACAUGCUCGAGGACCUUCAAGAGAUCCUCGGCUUUGAUUUGGACUAA
Molecule: messenger RNA, 978 nt
Organism: Caenorhabditis sp. 36 PRJEB53466
Lineage: Eukaryota; Metazoa; Nematoda; Chromadorea; Rhabditida; Rhabditidae
Source: the annotation of a GenBank genome assembly